GACUGCGGAUAUAGUACAGGAAAUGACCAGAGACUGCGGACAUAAUACAGGAGAUGACCAGAGACUGCGGAUAGUACAGGAGAUGACCAGAGACUGCGGACAUAGUACAGGAGAUGACCAGAGACUGCGGACAUAGUACAGGAGAUGACCAGAGACUGCGGACACAGUACAGGAGAUUACCAGAGAUUGCAGACACAGUACAGGAGAUGACCAGAGAUUGCGGACAUAGUACAGGAGAUGACCAGAGACUGUGGACACAGUACAGGAGAUGACCAGAGAAUGUGUACACAGUACACAUGACCAGAGACUGCGGACAUAGUACAGGAGAUGACCAGAG
Messenger RNA from Staurois parvus, 337 nucleotides. The record is from the annotation of a GenBank genome assembly. NCBI's taxonomy places the organism in Eukaryota, Metazoa, Chordata, Amphibia, Anura, Ranidae.